Morchella sextelata is the source of this 474-nucleotide messenger RNA. RefSeq lists its product as uncharacterized. The record is from RefSeq and is a predicted model, not a curated record. The coding region runs from base 1 to 474 and encodes 157 amino acids. NCBI's taxonomy places the organism in Eukaryota, Fungi, Ascomycota, Pezizomycetes, Pezizales, Morchellaceae. The transcript has a single exon.
AUGUCCAACCCCCUCUUCGUCAACAUCCACACCCACCCCACCCCCACCUUCACCCUCCAAACCCCCACCGCCCACCUCUCCCUCCACCAAACCGUCCCAACCUCCCUCCAAGUGCACCUCACCCCCUCGCACCUCACCGUCGCGAUGCACUCCACCCCCGCCGCCGCCCCCUCCCCCGGCCCCACAAUCCGCAACCUCCAUCCCCCGCUCCUCCUCGCACCAGACUACACAUCCAGUGGCAGUAUCUCUGGGGCAAGCACCCGCAGCGUGGGCGGCUUCGCGGCGCAUGGAGGCAGGGUGCUGGCGGCGCAUCCGGACGAUAUGUUUAGAGUGGGCAGGUAUGAGGGGAGGGAGAAUAGCUGGGAGUUGUUGGCGAAGAGGGUGAAGGGGUUGGAUAUGGCGAGCGGGAGUGGGAGUGGGGGCGAGAGGGAGGGGAGGAGGGGGUAUGGGAGUGGGAGGAGUAGGAGGAGGUAG